This is a messenger RNA of Lucilia sericata (common green bottle fly), 2768 nucleotides long. RefSeq names its product transcription factor grauzone-like. Bases 112 to 1791 code for a protein of 559 amino acids. Gene Ontology annotation, molecular function: DNA-binding transcription factor activity, RNA polymerase II-specific; RNA polymerase II cis-regulatory region sequence-specific DNA binding; zinc ion binding. Lineage: Eukaryota; Metazoa; Arthropoda; Insecta; Diptera; Calliphoridae. The record is from RefSeq and is a predicted model, not a curated record. The transcript has 4 exons. Gene Ontology annotation, biological process: regulation of DNA-templated transcription. Gene Ontology annotation, cellular component: nucleus.
UUUAACAACUCUGAAAUAGCAGAAAUUUUUGUUUAUUGUUUACAAAAAAUAUUGUCGAAUAUUGAAUGAAUUUGUUUAGUUUCUUUUUUAUAUUUUAAAAUACGGUCCACCAUGGAUUCUUGUUUACUUUGUUUGGAAAUUAAUAAAAGUUUGGAUGAUGAAUGCAUAAAAGUAAAUUCAGAAAAAUGGCAACAACAAAACAUGAAAGCUUUAAUAGAUAAACAUUUAUGGCCAAUGGAACAACUAAACGCUUCCUCUUGGGUGUGUAAAGAUUGUGGAGCAGAAUUAUAUGAUUUUCAUAAAUUUUACAAACGUAUAGAGUUGGCUCAACAGAAGUUUGGGCCGGUUUUAAAAAGUGAAGAUGAAACGGAAGAUUUUGAAGCAAAAGAUAUGGAUUGUGACAGUGAAGAUUGUAAAGAUAAUCUAUUUGAUAAGAAUAGCUUAGUGGAAAGUCAUCUAGAGCCACAAGUUAUUAUGGAACAACCUUUACCCACAGACUUUAUAUUAGAAGGACCAUUUAUUAAAAGUGAAAUAGCAGAGGAGAUCGAUCAUGAUGAUAUUCCGCUUAAACAACUAAGAAAAAGAGGACGUCCAGCAAAGGAUUUUUUGGAACAUUCCACUGAAAUUAAGGAAGACCCUUUAAAGAAAACUAUAAAAUAUAAAACUAAAAAGAAAAUAAAAGAAAAAAUUUCAGAGGAAACUGAUAAGAUAGAAACAGAUAAAUUGGAUAUAAAAACUAACACUUUAACUCUAACAGACUCUAAAGAUAACAAUGACUCCGAAACAGAUACCGAAGUAACAACAGCGGAAAGGACAAAAAAGAAAAAUCAUCGAAAUUUGGAUGAACAAACUCUAAAGGAAUACGAUAAAAUUAUAGCGGAUAAUUUUAAAAUUUUCUGCGAUAUUUGUCAAAGUGCAAUGGAUAACUUUUUAUCCCUCCGACGACAUUUUAAAUUGGAACACCAACAACGUGGUUAUGCUCGCUGUUGUAAGAGGAAUUUCUUCACACGCUCCCUAUUAGUGGAUCACAUAAAUGUUCAUCUAAAUCCCGAAUAUUUUAAAUGCGAUCAGUGUGGAAAAGUAUUUUCAGAUCGUAGUCGUUUGCAAUGUCAUAAGAAACUGCAUGACGAUGAUAGUAAACUGGAUAAAUGUGAUAUCUGUGGUAAAUUGUUUGCUGAUAAAGGAGCUUUAAAGAAACACGUCUUGACACAUUCCUCUCAAAAAUUGUUUCCAUGUACAAUAUGUGGUAAAUACUUUACCAACUCCUUCAUCUUAAACCAUCACAUUGAGGCUGUACAUCAGAAUAAAUUUGUACAAAUCUGUGAUAUUUGUGGCAAAUCAAUACGUUGUCCCACUGCAUUUGCAAGUCAUAUGGAAAAACAUGAAGUAAAAUCCACUCCCAUUAGUUGUGAUGUUUGUGGUCUUUUGCUUUCCAAUAAAGAGGGUCUAAAACGUCACAAAAAUUCCCAACAUCCGGAGGGUGGCAAAAAAGAACACACCUGUCACAUCUGCUCAAAAGUAUCGCCCACACAAAGGGCUCUUAAAUCACAUAUACGUUCCGUGCACGAACAGGGCUUCGAUUACAAGUGCAGUUUGUGUGAAAAGUCAUUUAAACGGCCGGCCGUUUUAAGGGAACAUAUGGCUACACAUACGGGAACGGCUUUAUAUACAUGUCCAUGGUGUCCGCGAACAUUUAUUUCGAAUGGUAAUAUGUAUAAUCAUCGUAAAAAUGCCCAUCCAAAAGAAUGGGAAGAGUUGAAACGUCAAAAAUAUGCCGGAAAUAUAUCGUAGUAUUUGAUUCAUGAAGUGUGAAGUUAAAAGUAAUUUAAUUUUAGUUAAUUAAGUCAAGAAGUAACAUUAUCAGAUGAUUUAACAAUAAUCGUUUUUCUGAAUCGACCGGUAUCAGAGACUAAGCUAUUGGCGCUUUUAAAAAUCUUUCAAAAGCCUCCGUGUAUACUAUCUGAGAGAAAGUUCUGUGAAACCUAUUAUCGCCGCAGGUUGGUAAACGAGACCAAACGAGAAAUUAUUAGAUUUUUUGUAGUUCGCAUGUUAUGGUCUACAGUUCUAUUGCAAUUCACCCUGACGAAGCAGCUUUAACAUAACUCCUGAUUCUGAACGUUGCUAGACUUUUUCUAAUCGUUCGGGAAGAGAUGAGACGAAAUGGAGAGUUGUUUGUUUGCAAACUUCACAACCUUCCUCAUUUACAUCGCAUCUUAAGCACAGGUUGGCCUCGAUGGCAUAUCAAUGCUGACGUUAAAACAUUCGACUACCUGAUGAUAGUUCUCAAACUGUGUAGGAAAAGGGUAGGAUGAUAACGAUCUUCAAACCAGGAUGUUAGAAUCUUGAGACAAACGUUAAAAAACCCAUAGAGUUAAACAAUAUAAUAAACUCUCACAUAAGAAAUUUCUUUAACCACUUGUAAAAAAGUGCUUCGGUGGCCAGAUUAAGGCUAUGAACCACGCAAAAAGUUUAAUUUUACUUCUAACAUGCUAACGCAAUCACGCACAAAUUCCGAAGUAGAAACAAUGUUUUUAAUGUGCUAGUAGCCAGAACUUAGGAACUAAUUGUCAUGGAUUAAAUGCAAACCAUUGAAAACAUACAAACCAUCUUAAAUGCCAUACCAACUUAAUGAAUUGGGAAUGACAAUUUUUUAAUUAAUUUCUGUAAUUUAGAUAAGUUUUCUUAAAAAGUCAUUUUUAUAUUUCCUUUUUUUCAAGUUCAAUUCAUUGUAAAUCACAUUAAACAAUAAAGUUUAUUUUAUAUUUGAA